Molecule: messenger RNA, 1323 nt
Organism: Pyrenophora tritici-repentis Pt-1C-BFP
Lineage: Eukaryota; Fungi; Ascomycota; Dothideomycetes; Pleosporales; Pleosporaceae
Product: Methyltrn-RNA-3 domain containing protein
Source: RefSeq, a predicted model, not a curated record
AUGCCGUCGCGAACCGCAGAAAACAUAAAGAAGCGCAAGGCAUCGGCCUCGGCCUCGGUCGUAGUUCAUCAAAACUCACAUGACAACUCCAGCCCAACUAAGAAGAGGAAAAGCGAUAAUCAGGAGCAAUCCAUGGAAGAUGUUGAUACAUCGAAACCCACUGCGAUUUUCAAUCCAACCAAAGGCCGAGACUGGACCGUCACCAUCGCCUUACCUGGUAGCUGGACUCUCAACGCGAAGAAGCCCGACCACAAGACCAUUCAAGUCGGCCGCAUCGCACGCGCAGCGGCCAUCUACUGUGUCGACGAAAUUGUUGUGUUCGACGAUGAUCCCGUCAAUAUCGACCCCAGAGUCAUCGACCCCAAGUACAUUCGGAAAGGACGGUCAAAGCAACAAGUCCUAGAUUCUAUCCUGGAGCAAGAUGAAGCAUGGCAAAACCCAGACCAAUUUCUAUAUCAUUUGCUAUCCUUUGCCGAGUGCCCUCCUCAUUUGAGGUAUGAUCGCGAGGAUCAUCGGUUGAGUAUCUUUAAGGAACAUCAAAACCUCAAAUGGGUUGGCAACCUGCCCAGCAUGGACAUGCCACAUCAUCUCAGGAGCCAUGAGUGGUGUCAAUACCGUGAGGGUGUCUUUGUCGGUCCAGCACCCCCGCUGCCGUCUACGCCCAAGAGCAAGAAAUCAAAGAAAUCAAAGGAUGAGCAAGGAUACGCAUAUGUCAAAUGUGGUCUUCCGUAUCCAGUUCGGGUUCCGACACCAAAGGAUGUACCCAUCGAGGAGGGCAUGCGCACCACGGUCCGCUUUGCCAAUAUCGACCCACCGAAUAAUUGGCCACAUCUUUCGCAAGUCGACUGCGAUAACCUGGAUGCUACAGCAUGCGCUGCUAGUCUACCGCGUGAGGAGGGAGGCUACUACUGGGGUUACACCGUCCGACGCGCUGCGUGCCUCAGCGACGUCUAUUCUGAAUGCGAAUACCCCGGCGGCUAUGACUUUUCCAUUGGCACCUCAGAGCGUGGCCAAUCUGUCUACUCAUUCAUCUCGGGCGUCGGUCCAUCUCAAUCAGUCACGUGGACAGGAGAUGUCGCCAAAGCCCCCGAAUCCUUCAAGCACUUGCUUAUCGUGUUUGGCGGUCAGGCCGGUAUAGAACCGGCAGUGGCCAACGACCCGGUACUUGGGAAGGAGCUUAACAAGUCCACGGCAAACUCUAUUUUUGACGCGUGGAUCAAUCUGGUGCCGGCACAAGGCAGUAGGACAAUCAGGACCGAGGAGGCGGUCACUAUCGGUCUUUGUUCGCUCAAGCCUUGGAUUGAUAGCAUGAGAGAGGAGUGA